Colletotrichum karsti is the source of this 1458-nucleotide messenger RNA. RefSeq lists its product as uncharacterized. The transcript has 4 exons. Gene Ontology annotation, molecular function: sphingosine N-acyltransferase activity. The record is from RefSeq and is a predicted model, not a curated record. Lineage: Eukaryota; Fungi; Ascomycota; Sordariomycetes; Glomerellales; Glomerellaceae. Gene Ontology annotation, cellular component: membrane. Gene Ontology annotation, biological process: ceramide biosynthetic process. Bases 1 to 1458 code for a protein of 485 amino acids.
AUGGCCGACACCGCCGGCCAUGAGGCGACAUCGCCCGUCUCCCCCAUCUCCCCAGUCUCCCCCGUCUUCGAGAAGCACAGGAGUGGCAUCAAGCGCAACGCCAGCACAAAGCAGCUUAAGCUCAUGAACGGGCCCCUUUACCAGCAGGGCCACAACAACGUCAACGUCGUUCUCGUGAGAAGGGUCAGGAGGAAAGAUGACAGCGCUUGGAAGAUGCUGAGCAGAUGGAUGGUUGAGAACCAAGUCGGUCUCUCCUUCAACCUGCUCGCCCUCCUGUUCCUCGCCCACUUCUUCAUCCCAAAGGCGCAACCCCACACGAUCAAGUUCUUCACUCUCUCAUACAAGAAUCCCGAGACCGGCAUGUACGGCGCCGGUCUCGGUGACGGCUGCCUCAUUGCCUUCUGCAUCGUCCUCUUCACCGGUCUGCGCGCUGCGACUAUGGAAUACGUCCUGGCCCCCCUGGCCAAGACUUGGGGUAUCUCCAAGCGCAAGGACCUGACGCGCUUCAGCGAGCAGGCCUGGCUGUUGGUUUACUACGGUGUUUUCUGGCCUAUGGGAAUGUACAUCUACAAGACAUCGCCCUACUGGCUGAACCUGAAGGAGCUCUGGACGGACUGGCCCCAGCGCGAGCUGUCCGGCAUCAACAAGUUCUACAUCUUGGCGCAGUGGGCUUUCUGGCUGCAGCAGAUUAUCGUUAUCAACAUUGAGGAGCGUCGCAAGGACCACUGGCAGAUGUUCACCCACCACAUCAUCACCUGCUCACUGAUCUCCUCCUGCUACAGCUACCACCAGACUCGUGUCGGUAACUUGAUCCUUGUUCUCAUGGAUGUUGUCGACAUUUUCUUCCCUCUCGCCAAGUGCCUCAAGUACGUCGGCCUUAACACCCUGUGCGACUUCAUGUUCGGUGCCUUUGUGGUUUCCUGGUUCGUCGCGCGUCACAUCUUCUACGUCAUGGUCUGCUGGUCCAUCUACGCCGAUAUUCCCGUCACGAUCCCCACCGGCUGCUUCAGGGGCAAGGAGCCCAACUUGUCCGGGCCGCUUCCCAUUCCCGAAAACUCCUACACACACAUUCUCGAGCCGUUCUACAAGCCCGAUGGCCUCGUCUGCUGGAAUGACACCACCACGUGGUCUUUCCUUCUGCCCCUUCUCGUCCUCCAGGUCAUCACCAUUGGCUGGUUCUUGAUGAUCGUCCGUGUCGUCAUGAAGGUCCUCCGCGGCGGAAACGCCGAGGACACCCGCAGCGAUGACGAGGGUGAGGCUGAGGAGGAGGCUGAUUACGUCUACGAGGAGGCUCAGCCUCUUGAGCAGGAGGUUGGCGUUGAGGACAUCGACCUCAAGAGCUGGGAACGAAGGACGGGUAUCAAGAGGCAAGCGAGCGCCUCUGGCGUGAGCCUUCCGGGCCACAGCGACCGCAAGGAGCUGCUUGGCAGAAUCGGCUGCGAGAAGCAAGUCGACUAA